AUUUCGAAUUUCAUUUCAAUAGCCUUUAUCAUGAUGAUCGACGCCCACAUUUUUUUCAUUUCAUCUACCUCCAGGCUCCAGCCCUCUUAAUCUCAGCUGCAUUCAUACUCUGAAAAUUAAUUUUUGGUAUUCUGAGAAGAUCAUCGAGUACGAGAGAUUAAUUUUCGGUUUGUGUGAAUAAUGAAUCAAAACUCUGCAAUUUGGGAGAGAAUGAGAAACCGUUGCUUAAAAUCUCGUGUAUUGACGCCUUCUUCAGGAUGAAAGGGACGGAGGAACUGAACAUGCUAAUGAUGCCAUAUCUAGUCAACUGGUUGAAAUUGAUGGUGGUCUUCAGUUAAAUGAGGAUGCCAUAUGCUCAAGGUCUAGCGAUGGAGGGUUUGAGCACCAUACGCAAACAGCACCAGAAGAAGAGAUCAAAAUUGGAAGUGGUGCAGAGUUACAUCAUGAGGGCGGAAGCACAUGUAACUGUGAUGAAGGAGGGCCUAUGUGUGAUAAUAAAAGCACAUUUAGACAUAGGGUCAAAACUGAAGGUGGAGCUGAGUUUAAUGAUGAGGCUGGAGGGAUCGAUAAAGAGAGUAGUAGCUCAAUGUCUUUUGCUCAAACCCUCCACUUUUGAAUAGUUAUUAAAGACUGAGAAUGGAAAGGAUCGAGCUCGAAUUGAAGAUGUAAUGCGUGCUCUUUUUGGGGAUUCAGAUGAGGAACCAGGACAAUAUGAAGCUGAGUAUGGCUCUGAUCAAGGGAAAAACAAUUCUAUAUCUCCUGAACACAAAUUAAGUUAUGAGGGAGAUCUGGAGUCUGAAGGUAUUGUAUCAAGUGAACAUACACAAUUUGGACCCGAAGAAGAAGAAGAAAAGGCCGACGAUAAACUAGAGGGGGAGUCAAAGGAUAAACUGGAGGAGCAGUCAAUCGGUAGGUUGCUGGUGCUGGAGUUUCCAAACCGCACUCCACUUGCUGACCCAUCUCAGAUGGCAACAACUGAACUCUCAAACAUAAUAGCAUUUGAUAGUAAGCCAUUUGACCCAACAACAUACUCGGGGGAAGAUAUUUAUAUAACAGACACUUCCGGAUCUGAAAGGGUUAUCCCAUCAACCAAUAUCGUUCAAUGGAGAAAUGUCGUAAACAUUGAUGGAACAAUCUCUGUUGAAAGCAAUGCACGCAUUGUGAAUUGGUCGGAUGGGAGCUUCCAGUUGUUAAUUGGGAAUAAAGCAUUUGACAUCACGGAGGAAGUCGCAAACAAGAUCCUAUCAUAUUCUUUCUUCUGGCAUCAGGGCAUCUACCGGUCUCUGGUGAGCUUCUCUAAAUCGGAAAAGGUUGCUUCAUCUUCUGUAGUUUCUGAUCCCGAUAGUUCGACUGUUCAUGGUGCUAUGCCUGAACCAGAGCAAUUACAGCAGGAUGAUCAAAAAGCAACUGAAGACAAUCGCUCACUUAACCAGAAGAGUAAUGACACCCAAUCACAACAACCGUAUCUGAUGAAACAGACGACGUAGAUCUUGAGAGGCAGAAAGAUCGUCAAACUAAGAAGCGUAGGCCAAGACGCGGAUAAAGCUGAGGGGAGUUGGAACUUGAACAUGACAGGGGUUUGAUGAGUUGCUGAGUUAAGGAACAAUUCUCUUAAUAAAUUACUGGAAACUUUUUAUAUGCUUUCAUUGGCGUGAUUAUAUAUAUUUAUCAAAGAUAAUCCUUUAGUUAUGCAUUCAAUGCAAUGUUUUUAGGGUUCGUCGAUACACAAUGAAAAUGUUAAUGGUAAUUGAUGUAAGUGUGUGCGUGCGCUUGCGCA
Salvia splendens (bonfire salvia) is the source of this 1777-nucleotide messenger RNA. RefSeq names its product protein LEO1 homolog. The record is from RefSeq and is a predicted model, not a curated record. Gene Ontology annotation, cellular component: Cdc73/Paf1 complex; nucleus. Gene Ontology annotation, biological process: positive regulation of transcription elongation by RNA polymerase II; transcription elongation by RNA polymerase II. The transcript is spliced from 9 exons. NCBI's taxonomy places the organism in Eukaryota, Viridiplantae, Streptophyta, Magnoliopsida, Lamiales, Lamiaceae. Bases 669 to 1487 code for a protein of 272 amino acids. Gene Ontology annotation, molecular function: RNA polymerase II C-terminal domain phosphoserine binding.